AUGGACACGCGCCUCGGUGGUAUAUCUUGGACUUCGUGGCGCAGUUCGCAGCAGCAUCUUGCAGACAGGAGGAUGGUAAAUGGAAAGCAACUAGACGACUCCCUUCUAUCAGAAGAAGGCGCUUCUGGAAGCGCAACUCCGGCUUCUCCAGUACCCAAGAAGCGAGGAAGGAUCUGCUCUUCCUACAAAGCAAUGAAGCCGCCUUAUUCGCUGUCCCAGCUUAUUCUUCAGGCCUUUGAGACCUGCAGCGCCCGCAAAGGGCUCUCUCUGGCCGGCCUCAAGAAGCACCUCGCCGAGAUUGGUUACAACGUACACAGGCACAACAGCCGCCUCAAGAGAGAGCUGAACAACUUGGUCUCCCAUGGCUUGUUGACCCGUGUAAGCGGCACCAGCGGCGCUUCGGGCUCUUUCAGAUUCAGUGGCCAGAUGAAAAAAACGGGCAAAUCCGAGCCAGAUAAAAAGGAAAAGGCGGUAGCAGCCAAGAAGUCGCCGAAGAUGAACAGAGAACAAAAGAAGGCCCAGAAGCAGCAGCCGCCGAUUAACAAAUCAAAAAAUCUGCAAAGGAAAAAUUCUGGGGGAAAGAACCAACCUAAUAACCACCCAAAGGGAUCGAACAGGAAUGCUUCGGGGGUGAAGGGAAGGAGAAGAAAAUAA
Molecule: messenger RNA, 654 nt
Organism: Heteronotia binoei (common prickly gecko)
Lineage: Eukaryota; Metazoa; Chordata; Lepidosauria; Squamata; Gekkonidae
Product: histone H1t-like
Exons: 1
Coding region: 1-654 (217 amino acids)
Biological process (GO): nucleosome assembly
Cellular component (GO): nucleosome
Molecular function (GO): DNA binding
Source: RefSeq, a predicted model, not a curated record